Scheffersomyces stipitis CBS 6054 is the source of this 2805-nucleotide messenger RNA. RefSeq lists its product as uncharacterized. Gene Ontology annotation, biological process: transmembrane transport. NCBI's taxonomy places the organism in Eukaryota, Fungi, Ascomycota, Pichiomycetes, Serinales, Debaryomycetaceae. The record is from RefSeq and is a predicted model, not a curated record. The annotation marks the transcript as partial. The transcript has 3 exons.
AUGAGUUCAUUUUUCAUACUACAGUGUCUAGUGAUAGUACUAUCGUUGCUACGAUGGACAGACGCGGGAUUUGUUCAGUCACAGCUGUGCUCUUCUGAUCUAAAAGGAUACCUUCUCGAACCAUUUAUCAUCGAUGUUGCACUAGACGAAGUACACAAAAAACUCAAGUUCUUGAUCAACUCCCAGGUCAAAUACUACCCCAACAUGUCAGAUACAGACAUUAUGAUAUCAGAUGUCAACUAUACCACAAACAGGUAUACCACCUUCCACAUAGAAGUUGACUUUAUGGGCAAGACUUUCAUAAAAGAAAACAAACGGUUUUGUGACGUCUUGGCCGUCAAAAACACUACUGAUUUCAUGAACAGUCCCAGAUUUCCACAACCCCCGGCCCCAGAAACAGCACCCUACCAACCAGCUUCUGAUAAAUACAAUAGUACCAUAAAUGCUAAAAGAGGUGUGUUCGCAAAAAGAGAAGAUAUUGAAAAUCCCCUGUUGGCUAUAAAUGGCACUUUCUUCAACACUUCUCUUCCAGAAACAGAUGCCAAAUUCAGUGACUCGUGGCUGGAAUACUUCACUACUAACAACGAGACCAUCGAACGUUUAUUUUCGAACAGCACCGGAUCAUUAGUUCAAUGUCCAUUAUAUGUCAACGACUCUAUCGUUUUCUACUAUGAAGCAGAUAUUAGUCUGCAUUUCCACACCUUGGGCUCGUAUUCAGUCCGAUUUUCUGUGGUUUCCAAUGAUUUGAGCUCACAACUCAUCGGCUGCAACAAGGUUUACGUAACUCCAGUACAGCCAGAUAGUAUAAGCGGAGUUUUGCUCUUGGGAAUACUCAUGUUCCUCUUGGUAACUGCCAUCUUGAACAUCCUCAUUGUAGUCUACUCAUCGUACCAAGAGUCGUCUAAUCCGUUCUUAUUCAAGGCUUCCACGAUCUGUAAUGAAGAGUUGUUGAAACAGUUGGAUACCACAGUGCCUGGAAUUAUUAUGUAUCUUCAGUUUGCACUAUUUAUUGGUGGUCUAGAUCUACAAUAUCCUGGCUUCUACCAGCCCUUGAUUGGCCAGAUAAGAUGGUGUGCCUUGUUAGGGGUCUCCAUAUUGCAUCGUAGUGUCCCAGAAACGGUCACAAGAAUGGACAACAUCUAUCUGACGAUGAACACCGGAGGUUUGAAGAGUUUGACGUUGUUCACAUCUGACAAAUCCAUUCUCAACAAUUGGCCGAACUUCAUCUUAUGUCUCAUAAUAGUUGUGGGAAUAAUCAUUGCCAUACAGCAAUCAUUCUUGGUGCUCAAAAUUUUAUUCUCUUGCAUUGCAAAGAAAUUCAACAUCAAAAAAAAUUGCCGUAAACCAGAUAGCGAUCAGAUUAAUUUCACAUUCAAGAAGAACUUGUACUUCAUAGUAGGACAAGCUCUCGAUGCCUUUUUGAUUAUCUUUGGUUUUCCAUUCUUGGUGUUUACUUCAUUUAUGUUCACCAGUGCUGGUGACAUCAGAAAUAAGAACAAACAGUACCCUAGCAUUACAGCAUUGACAAAUAUCUCCUUCUCUAAUUCUUCUUCUUAUGAUCAGCUAAUUAUCCCCACUGAUCGUAGCAAAAUAUUGCAAACUAAUAACAUUACAGUUGCUGGAGUCAAUGUGACUUCAUUUUUAGAUCCGUCAUUGAAUUUUACAAAUGUGACAACUACUAUUCCUAAUUCCAGCGAUUGGAGUACUGUUGCACUGGUCAGUUUGGCAAUCGGUUCUAUUCUUUUCGCAUUAUGGGUUGGACUAGUGGGCUACUUUACGUUCAACUACUUGAUUUCCUUCAAAAAGUUUGGUCUAGUUCGCAGCAAAAAGAUUUCUAAAUUGUACACUUCGAUGAAGACCAUUUUGUUGUGGUCUUUCUUCUACAACCACUACCAUCCUAAUAAGGUUUAUUAUGUCAUAAUAGAUAUAUGGUCUGUCUUGUUGAAGCUGUUGGUUAUCGGGCUACUCCAGGAUCAUGGUAGUAUCCAAGUAGCUUGUUUGAUCAUACUCGAGUUCCUUGACUUAGUACUCUUGUUCACAAUACGCCCGUAUUUCGUGAAAUUGAGUUGGGUGUCUUCAAAAUCGUUUUUGCCUCUUGCAAGAGUUUUUGUCACCAUCCUCUGCAUUCCUUACAUCAGGCCAUUACAGUUGAGUGAAGCUAGUAGGACCUACGUUGCAUAUGUCCAGCUAUUGAUUCAUUUGGUUGUUGCGAUUGUUUUUCUCAUUCAGCUCUUCUACAGUUUCACCAAGACAAUCAUUUCCAUUAUUAGACACCAUCGUGAGAAAAAGGAAGGUUCCUAUAAUAGCAAAUUGGCUAGCACUGAAAGUAAAGAUGAAUUUGAUAUGGAGUUUGAAUAUCAUCCGUUAAAGCCGUCGUUGUUUCCUACAAUUGAUAUUACCAGUGAUAAUUCAUUCGUAGCACCAAAGACACCUCUAGAAGUUGACGAUGAGGAAGAUGAUGAUAAAUUUUACUACAGAGCUAGAAACGAUCUUCAGUCUAAUACAGCCUUUAAAGAUAGCCAAAUAGCUCCUGAAAAAGUUAAGCUCAAAAGGCACUUUUCGGAGAAGACAUUGUUGAACAAGAUCAAUGAAUCUGAAGAUCGGGACUUAUCAACAAAUUACGAAGAUUCUCCGAAUUUCUCAGAUACUGACCUACAAUCCUUUGCUAAAGAACAACAGUUCUCCAACUUGCGGAAGGAAAGAAACGACUACAAAGUUCGUGAAGGUGAUCAGAUCUAUAAAAAGUACUUUAUUGAUGACUCCAUAGAUCCCGAAGUGAAGGCUUUGUGGGACUCCAGACCUAAC